Molecule: messenger RNA, 913 nt
Organism: Myotis myotis
Lineage: Eukaryota; Metazoa; Chordata; Mammalia; Chiroptera; Vespertilionidae
Product: guanine nucleotide-binding protein G(i) subunit alpha-like
Exons: 1
Biological process (GO): adenylate cyclase-modulating G protein-coupled receptor signaling pathway
Cellular component (GO): heterotrimeric G-protein complex
Molecular function (GO): G-protein beta/gamma-subunit complex binding; GTPase activity; GTP binding
Source: RefSeq, a predicted model, not a curated record
UACCUAAAUGAUUUGGAAAGAAUAUCCCAAACCAACUACAUUCCAACUCAGCAAGAUGUCCUGCGGACAAGAGUGAAGACCACAGGCAUUGUGGAAACUCAUUUCAACUUCAAAGAACUGUACUUCAAGAUGUUUGAUGUAGGCGGCCAAAGAUCAGAACGAAAAAAGUGGAUUCACUGUUUUGAAGGAGUGACAGCAAUCAUCUUCUGUGUGGCCCUCAGUGACUAUGACCUUGUCCUGGCUGAGGAUGAGGAGAUGAACCGAAUGCAUGAAAGCAUGAAACUGUUUGACAGCAUUUGUAACAACAAAUGGUUUACAGACACUUCAGUCAUUCUCUUCCUCAACAAGAAAGAUCUUUUUGAGGAAAAAAAAAAGAGGAGUCCAUUAACUAUUUGUUAUCCAGAAUACACGGGUUCCAACACGUACGAAGAGGCAGCUGCAUCCAUCCAGUGCCAGUCUGAAGACCUGAACAGGAGGAAGGACACCAAGGAGAACUACACCCACUUCACCGGUGCCACCGACACCAAGAACGUGCAGUUUGUUUUUGACGCUGUCACGGAUGUCAUCAUUAAGCACAACUUGAAGGAGUGUGGGCUUUACUGAAGCGAGUGGGCGUGGAACCAAAGUUAUUACAUGUGGAGUGUUGAGACCAGACCUCUCCUGCUGUCUCCGUGGCAGCAGCGAGCAUGACCGGGACCAGGGAAGGCGGCAGCAUGCAGAACUCUAGCGCUCUUUCGCACAAUCUUCUGUAGGAGGGACUCUUAAUUGACACGAGAUGCUCAAGUCAAACAUGGGAUUGGACAGCCGUAAAGUAUGAACCAAGACAUCACUUGGAUUUCAAAAUCUCAAAUGUUAGAGCAGAUGUGAAGUUGAGGUGCUGCAUUCCAGAACUUCAAUAUGUAGCUUUUUUUUU